UUGAAUGUACCGGUUCAGCGCCGUUAACAUGUGGCUCGUUGUUUAUAUAUUUAUUAUUAUACUUAAAACAUUUAUAUAUUUAUUUCUUUCACUUGUGUUACUAAUAACUGGCUGCCGGCUAUACUUCCAACCAGUAAAAGAAGUAUGCAGAUGUAAAACUCAACUUAAUGGAAAAGUGGCUUUAGUGACGGGAGGGAACUCUGGCAUAGGACUGGAAAUAGCCAGAGACCUGGCAAGACGAGGAGCAAGAGUGAUCAUAGCAAGCAGAGAUGUCGCCAAGUCUGCAGAAGCUGUCAGGGAUAUCAUCCACACGACAGGAAACAAUGACGUUGAGUACAGACAACUAGAUCUAAUUAAAUUUACAAAUAUUAAAAAGUUUGCUGAAGAGUUUAACAAAACGGAACAGCGACUGGAUAUUCUAGUCAACAACGCUGGCAUUGCUGGUGUCAAACAUAAAAUUACUGAAGAUGGAUUCGACAUGAUCGCUCAAAUUAAUUAUAUCGGACCGGUUUUAUUGACAAGAUUGUUACAAGAAAAACUGGAAAGGUCAAUGCCAAGCAGAAUAGUUGUUGUAAAUUCAAUACUGCAUAGAUUGGGAAAGAUUGAUUUGAACGAUAUACCGAUGAAGGAUGUGACCAAUCAUUAUGCAAGAUAUUCAAGAAGUAAGUUAUGCUCUAUUCUCUGGACGAGAGCUUUAUCAAGACGACUGGUUGGUGUGACUGUAAACUCCGCUCAUCCUGGUUUUGUUAAAACAAACAUAUUUCAAAGAUCAAAAUAUCUAACGAAGUUUUUAUCGCUGAGGGCAUCGAAAUGGUUCUACAAAACUGCAGAGGAAGGAGCGCAAACGUGCAUUCAUUUAUGUGUAGCUCCACAAUUAGAUAUUGCAACUGGUGGCUAUUAUUCAGAAUGUAAAAUGCAAGAAUUACCGAAGGAAGCAAAGGAUGAGAAUUUGGUGGAACAAUUGUGGAACGAAACUUUUAAAUUGAUAAACGGUUUUUAAAAGUCACUAAUACAUUUAAGUAUACGUAGUAUUCUUCUUCAGAAGCAUUGUAGAUGAUACUUAAUUAAUAAGAAUGCUAAUCAAUUAAUGCGUAAUAAAUAUUACUUGCGUAACGUUACGUGGAUCUUGCUGACAAAGACUGAAGAGUGUAGAUAUUGGCUACUGCUCAUGUUAUGUCUCAAAAAAAAACAUUCGAUAAAAAUAGUUUGUCCGGUUUAAAAUGCGUUUUUUUUUCGACAACAAACGAACCAAUACGACGUAGGGUCCUUCACGAAAAUAGCGUACGAAUUCUUAAAAGACCGGCAACGCAUUUCCAAGCCCUAUUACAUAAUUGAGAGCAUUAGAAAAGACUCUUUUUAUUUGAUAUCAAGUGAUACCGCCGCCUCCUACUUACACUCACAGAUGACUCACAAGUGCGAGUUAAGAAUUGGUACGCUAAUUUCUUCCGUUUGUCCUUUUAAUCAAAAAUCUUCAAGUGUUUGUGAGUUAUAUUAGUUUAUAGACAGUACAAUUUCUUGAUGAUUUAUUUUAGUUUAUUUCAUGGAAAUUAAAGCCUCCAGCAUAAACAUCAUACUUAGGUAACGAAACUAAAAUUGCUAGGUAUAUAAAUAACUUGUUAUUAUGAUAGACGUAAAAAUUCAAAGUAACAAAAUAAUUUAAUAUAUUAGUCAAAAUUUGAAGGUAUCAUAUAGCGGAUAUCCGACACGUACCAAGAAAACUUUAGCAUUUUUAUAACUUAAAUUUUAAUGUGAGGUCAGUAUAUAAGUUUGCAGUGGCAGUGAGUGCUGUGGCACCCAAUUGUGAGAUGUUUAUUAUAUAUAUUAUAAUUGAAUAAUAAUACUAA
Molecule: messenger RNA, 1844 nt
Organism: Pieris rapae (cabbage white)
Lineage: Eukaryota; Metazoa; Arthropoda; Insecta; Lepidoptera; Pieridae
Product: retinol dehydrogenase 12-like
Exons: 1
Coding region: 5-1000 (331 amino acids)
Source: RefSeq, a predicted model, not a curated record